This is a messenger RNA of Physella acuta, 971 nucleotides long. Its product is annotated as ribosome biogenesis protein BRX1 homolog. The record is from RefSeq and is a predicted model, not a curated record. Gene Ontology annotation, molecular function: rRNA binding. Gene Ontology annotation, cellular component: nucleolus. Lineage: Eukaryota; Metazoa; Mollusca; Gastropoda; Physidae. Gene Ontology annotation, biological process: rRNA processing; ribosomal large subunit assembly.
UCGUAUUCCACAUAAACAGGAGACUAGGCAUGGCGAAACGUAAAGCAAGUUCCGUAGUUGGAAAUACUCCAAAAACAAAGAAGUCCAAACAAGAAAUUAAGCUACAACCAGUAGUUUCCUCUGACGCGCCAGUUAUAAGACAGAAAAAAUGGACAAACAAGCAAAGAGUUUUGGUGUUUUCUUCAAGAGGAAUUUCCUACAGGACACGACAUCUGAUGAAUGAUUUGCGAACACUGAUGCCCCAUUCUAAAGCUGAGCCAAAAAUGGACAGAAAGGACAAGCUGUUUAUAAUCAAUGAGAUCUGCGAGAUGAAAAACUGUAACAAGUGUCUAUACUUUGAGGGCAAGAAAAAACAAGAUUUAUAUUUAUGGGCUUCAAAUGUCCCAAAAGGUCCAUCAGUAAAAUUCCUUGUAGAAAAUGUUCAUACAAUGAGUGAGUUGAAACUAACAGGAAACUGUUUAAAAGGUUCUCGUCCCCUCUUGUCAUUUGAUCAGAAUUUUGAUACAGAACCUCAGUGGCAGUUGCUUAAAGAACUGUUUGUGCAGAUAUUUGGUACACCUAAUCACCACCCAAAAAGUCAACCCUUCUUUGAUCAUGUGUUCACCUUCUCCAUACAAGAUAAUCGCAUUUGGUUUAGAAAUUAUCAGAUUCUGGCUGAAGAUGGUUCACUAGCUGAAAUAGGUCCACGGUUUGUUUUGAAUCCAAUUAGAGUUUUUGCUGGGAGUUUUGGAGGUGCUACACUUUAUCAGAAUCCUCACUACAUUUCACCCAAUGAUUUCCGUCGGGUCCUGAAGCAUCAGAAGGCAGACAAAUAUGUUCACAGAGUUGAGGCUAAAGUCUCUCGCUUGCAGCGCAAACCUGAAUUUUCCUACCAGUUAGAUACCACAGAUGAAGUUUUUAAUACAAUAACAGAAGAUCAACUAAAGAAAUAGCUUUUGUUUUUGACAUUUGUACAAUAAAUAACUUAAUAA